CAGAACCGCCCUGAGCCUGCACUGUCAUCCCCUGACUCGGAGACCACAGAGAGAGCCCUGUCCAGCGCCACCAUGCCUGAUGUGGAGAUGGCUGAAUUUGGGGAGGCCGCCCCCUAUCUCCGCAAGUCGGAGAAGGAACGGUUGGCUGCCCAGACCCGCCCCUUCGACCUGAAGAAGGACAUCUUCGUCCCUGAUGAAAAGGAGGAAUAUGUCAAGGCCACCAUUGUCAGCCGUGAGGGUUCCAAGAUCACUGCUGAGACCGAACAUGGCAAGCAGACAGUGACAGUCAAGGAGGACCAGAUCAUGCAGCAGAACCCCCCCAAGUUCGACAAGAUUGAGGACAUGGCCAUGCUGACUUUCCUCCAUGAGCCCGCCGUCCUCUACAACCUCAAGGACCGCUAUGCAUCUUGGAUGAUCUAUACUUACUCAGGGCUCUUCUGUGUGACUGUCAACCCCUACAAGUGGUUGCCUGUCUACAAUGCUGAGGUGGUGGCUGCCUACCGGGGAAAGAAGCGGAGUGAAGCUCCACCCCACAUCUUCUCCAUCUCUGACAAUGCCUACCAGAAUAUGCUGACAGAUCGGGAGAACCAAUCCAUCCUCAUCACCGGAGAAUCCGGAGCAGGGAAGACUGUGAACACCAAGAGGGUCAUCCAGUACUUUGCUGUCAUCGCUGCCAUCGGUGACCGAGGCAAGAAGGAGGCGGGGGCUCCGGGCAAGGUAACGGCAGGCACCCUGGAGGACCAGAUCAUCCAGGCCAACCCUGCCUUGGAGGCCUUCGGCAAUGCCAAAACUGUCCGGAAUGACAACUCAUCCCGAUUUGGAAAGUUUAUCCGGAUCCAUUUUGGGGCCACUGGGAAGCUGGCAUCAGCUGACAUUGAGACCUACCUCCUGGAGAAGUCCCGUGUGAUCUUCCAGCUGAAGGCUGAAAGAAACUACCACAUUUACUACCAGAUCCUCUCCAAUAAGAAGCCUGAGCUGCUGGACAUGAUGCUGGUGACCAACAACCCCUAUGACUAUGCCUUCAUCUCCCAAGGAGAGACCACAGUUCCAUCCAUUGAUGAUGGAGAGGAGCUCCUGGCCACAGAUAGUGCCUUUGCUGUCCUGGGAUUCACUCCAGAGGAGAAGAACUCCAUCUAUAAACUGACAGGAGCCAUCAUGCACUUUGGCAACAUGAAGUUCAAGCAGAAACAACGGGAAGAGCAGGCAGAACCAGAUGGCACAGAAGAGGCAGACAAGUCAGCUUACCUAAUGGGGCUGAACUCAGCUGAUCUUCUCAAGGGGUUGUGCCACCCUCGGGUCAAGGUGGGCAAUGAGUAUGUCACCAAGGGGCAGAAUGUCCAGCAGGUGAUUUAUGCUGUCGGAGCCUUGGCCAAAGCCGUGUAUGAAAAGAUGUUCAACUGGAUGGUGACCAGGAUCAACAAUUCACUGGAGACCAAGCAGCCACGGCAGUACUUCAUUGGUGUGCUGGACAUUGCUGGCUUUGAAAUCUUUGAUUUCAACAGCUUUGAGCAGCUCUGCAUCAACUUCACCAACGAGAAGUUGCAGCAGUUUUUCAACCACCACAUGUUCGUGCUGGAGCAGGAGGAAUACAAGAAGGAGGGCAUUGAGUGGGAGUUCAUUGACUUUGGCAUGGACCUCCAGGCCUGCAUUGACCUCAUUGAGAAGCCCAUGGGGAUCAUGUCCAUCCUGGAGGAGGAGUGCAUGUUUCCCAAGGCCACAGACAUGACCUUCAAGGCCAAGCUCUUUGAUAAUCACCUGGGCAAGUCGGCCAACUUUGGGAAGCCACGCAAUGUCAAGGGGAAGCCAGAGGCCCAUUUCUCUCUUGUCCACUAUGCUGGCACAGUGGACUACAACAUCAUCGGGUGGCUGCAGAAGAACAAGGACCCCCUCAAUGAGACAGUGGUGGGGCUCUACCAGAAAUCUGCCCUGAAGCUCUUGGCCAACCUCUUUGCCAACUAUGCUGGGGCUGAUGCACCUGUGGAGAAGGGGAAAGGAGCUAAGAAGAAAGGCUCCUCCUUCCAAACGGUCUCUGCCCUGCAUCGGGAGAAUCUCAACAAGCUGAUGACCAACCUGCGGUCUACCCACCCUCAUUUCGUUCGCUGCAUCAUCCCCAAUGAGACCAAGUCUCCUGGUGUGAUGGACAAUCCCCUGGUAAUGCAUCAGCUGCGCUGCAACGGGGUGCUAGAGGGCAUCCGCAUCUGCCGUAAGGGCUUCCCCAAUCGCAUCCUCUAUGGGGACUUCCGACAGCGGUACCGCAUCCUGAACCCUGCUGCCAUCCCUGAGGGGCAGUUCAUUGACAGUCGCAAGGGUGCUGAAAAGCUCCUGGGAUCCAUUGACAUUGACCACAACCAGUACAAAUUUGGACACACCAAGGUCUUCUUCAAGGCUGGGCUGUUGGGACUUCUGGAGGAGAUGCGGGACGAGCGCCUCUCCCGCAUUAUCACCCGCAUCCAGGCUCAGGCCCGAGGGCAGCUCAUGCGCAUCGAGUUCAAGAAGAUCCUGGAGCGCCGAGACUCACUGCUGGUGAUCCAGUGGAACAUCAGGGCCUUCAUGGGGGUGAAGAAUUGGCCUUGGAUGAAGCUCUACUUCAAGAUCAAACCCUUGUUGAAGAGUGCUGAGACAGAGAAGGAGAUGCAGAACAUGAAGGAAGAGUUUGGGCGGCUGAAGGAGGCCCUGGAGAAGUCGGAGACCCGGCGCAAGGAGCUGGAGGAGAAGAUGGUCUCCAUGCUGCAGGAGAAGAAUGACCUUCAGCUCCAAGUCCAGGCCGAGCAGGACAACCUCAAUGAUGCUGAGGAGCGCUGUGACCAGCUGAUCAAGAACAAGAUCCAGCUGGAGGCCAAGGUGAAGGAGCUGACAGAGCGACUGGAGGAUGAGGAAGAGAUGAACGCAGAGCUGACAGCUAGGAAGAGGAAGCUGGAGGAUGAGUGUUCGGAGCUGAAAAAGGAUAUUGAUGAUCUAGAGCUGACUCUGGCCAAGGUGGAGAAGGAGAAACAUGCCACUGAGAACAAGGUCAAGAACCUCACAGAGGAGAUGGCUGGGUUGGAUGAAACCAUUGCAAAGUUAACGAAGGAAAAGAAGGCCCUGCAAGAAUCUCACCAGCAGACGCUGGAUGACCUGCAGGCAGAGGAAGACAAGGUCAACACCCUGACAAAGGCCAAACUCAAGAUGGAACAGCAAGUGGAUGACCUUGAAGGCUCCCUGGAACAGGAAAAGAAAGUCCGGAUGGACCUGGAACGGGCCAAAAGGAAGCUGGAAGGUGACUUAAAGCUGACCCAGGAGAACAUCAUGGACCUGGAGAACGACAAGCAGCAGCUGGAGGAGAAGCUCAAGAAAAAAGAAUUUGAGAUCAACCAGCAGAACAGCAAGGUUGAGGAUGAGCAGGCUCUGGCUCUGCAGCUCCAGAAGAAGCUGAAAGAGCUGCAGGCACGGAUUGAGGAGCUGGAGGAGGAGUUGGAAGCAGAGCGGACAGGCAGAGCCAAGGUGGAGAAGCUGCGCUCAGACCUUUCACGGGAGCUGGAGGAGAUCAGUGAGCGGCUGGAGGAGGCGGGUGGUGCCACAUCAGUGCAGAUCGAGCUCAACAAGAAGCGUGAGGCAGAGUUCCAGAAGAUGCGGCGGGACCUGGAGGAGGCCACGCUGCAGCACGAGGCCACGGCUGCUGCGCUGCGCAAGAAGCAUGCCGACAGUGUGGCUGAGCUCAGUGAGCAGAUUGACAACUUACAGCGCGUCAAGCAGAAGCUGGAGAAGGAGAAGAGCGACCUCAAGCUGGAGCUGGAUGACCUCAGCUCCAACAUGGAGCAACUCAUAAAAGCCAAGGUGGGCAUGGAGAAGAUCUCUCGCACCAUGGAGGACCAGGCAGCUGAACACCGGGCCAAGCUGGAAGAGACACAACGAGUCCUCAAUGACACCAGCACCCAACGGGCCAAGCUCCAGACUGAGAAUGGAGAGCUGUCCCGCCAGCUGGAGGAAAAGGAGGCCCUUGUCUCUCAAUUAACUAGGGGCAAGCAGUCAUACACCCAGCAGAUGGAGGACUUGAAGAGACAGCUGGAGGAGGAGAUGAAGGCAAAGAAUGCACUGGCCCAUGCCCUCCAGUCAGCCCGGCAUGACUGUGACCUUCUGAGGGAGCAGUAUGAGGAGGAGACAGAGGCCAAGGCUGAGCUCCAGCGCUCACUCUCCAAGGCCAACUCUGAGGUGGCACAGUGGAGGACCAAGUAUGAGACAGAUGCCAUCCAGCGCACUGAGGAACUGGAGGAAGCCAAGAAGAAGCUGGCCCAGCGGCUGCAGGAGGCUGAGGAGGCAGUGGAGGCGGUCAAUGCCAAGUGUUCCUCCCUGGAGAAGACCAAACACCGGCUGCAAAAUGAGAUUGAGGACCUGAUGGCAGAUGUGGAGCGAUCAAAUGCAGCAGCUGCUGCGUUGGACAAGAAGCAGAGAAACUUUGAUAAGAUCUUAUCUGAGUGGAAGCAGAAGUUUGAAGAGUCACAGAUGGAGCUGGAGGCAUCACAGAAAGAGGCCAGGUCCCUCAGCACUGAGCUCUUCAAGCUGAAGAAUGCAUAUGAGGAGUCGCUUGAGCACCUGGAGACCUUCAAAAGGGAGAACAAGGUGGCUGCUGAAGCUCAGUCCCACCUGAAAGGAGCCCAGGCUCACCUCAAGGACACCCAGCUGCAGCUGGAUGAUGUGGUAAGAGCCAAUGAAGACCUGAAGGAGAAUAUUGCCAUCGUGGAAAGGAGAAACAACCUUCUCCAAUCCGAGCUGGAGGAGAUGCAGGCAGUGGUGGAACAGACUGAGAGGGCUCGCAAGCUGGCCGAACAGGAGCUGAUUGAGGCCAGCGAGAGGGUCCAGCUUCUCCACUCACAGAAUACCAGCCUCAUCAACCAGAAGAAGAAGAUGGAGGCCGACAUCUCCCAGCUGCAGACAGAGGUGGAAGAGGCCAUCCAGGAGUGCAGGAAUGCUGAGGAGAAGGCCAAGAAAGCCAUCACUGAUGCGGCCAUGAUGGCCGAGGAGCUGAAGAAGGAGCAGGACACCAGCGCCCAUCUGGAGCGGAUGAAGAAGAACAUGGAGCAGACCAUCAAGGACCUGCAGAUGAGGCUGGAUGAGGCCGAGCAGCUGGCCCUCAAAGGGGGCAAGAAGCAGCUGCAGAAGCUGGAGGCUCGAGUGAGGGAGCUGGAGAAUGAGCUGGAGGCUGAGCAGAAGCGCAAUGCUGAGAGCAUUAAGGGUCUCCGCAAGUCCGAGCGUCGUGUCAAGGAGCUGAGCUACCAGACGGAGGAGGACCGUAAAAAUAUGGUCCGGCUCCAGGACCUUGUGGACAAGCUCCAGCUGAAGGUCAAGGCCUACAAGCGACAGGCAGAGGAGGCGGAGGAACAGGCCAACACCAACCUGGCCAAGUUCCGCAAGGCACAGCACGAGCUGGAUGAGGCAGAGGAGCGUGCCGACAUCGCCGAGUCCCAGGUCAACAAGCUGCGGGCCAAGAGCCGCGAUAUUGGAGCCAAGAAGGGACUCAAUGAAGAGUGAAGAUCUGGAUCCCUAAGUAUCCUACCUGAACUCGCAGCUGUCCCAUUUAGACUUCCAAGUGCCCAACUCCCCCUAGCCCCUCAAGCUUGGAAAUCCAAUAAAAACCAUUGAGCAGCA
Passer montanus (Eurasian tree sparrow) is the source of this 5622-nucleotide messenger RNA. RefSeq names its product myosin-7-like. The record is from RefSeq and is a predicted model, not a curated record. Gene Ontology annotation, molecular function: actin filament binding; cytoskeletal motor activity; ATP binding. Gene Ontology annotation, cellular component: myosin complex. NCBI's taxonomy places the organism in Eukaryota, Metazoa, Chordata, Aves, Passeriformes, Passeridae.